AUGACCCUACCGCCAGAAACAAUUAAGGAGACGAUACACAUGACUCUACCUCCCGAGACUGUAAAGGAGACCGUGAAGGAGACCGUGAAGGAGACCAUGCAUGUAACUCUACCGCCGGAAACAGUGAAGGAAACUAUCCAUGUUACCUUACCUCCAGAGACCGUCAAGGAGACGGUUCAUGUUACUCAACCGCCAGAGACAAUAAAAGAGACGGUACACGUCACCCUACCUCCCCAGACCGUGAAGGAAACCGUACACAUUACUCUACCACCGCAAACAGUGAAGGAAACAAUACACGUCCCGGUGACAGAAGUUGUUCAUGUUACGAAGACCGAGGUCCAAAAGGAAUCGAUUACACUACCUCCACAGACGGUGAAGGAAACUGUCCAUGUUACCAUCCCUGUCACGAAGGUAGAAGAGAAGCUCCUCACGAAGACCGAACUGAAGACGGAAAUCAAGCACGAAAUAAAGACCGAAGUACAAACCGCAAUUCAGACUAAACUCGAAACCAAGGUUGAGACCGUCCACAUUACGCUUCCUCCCCAGACCGUCAAAGAAACACUACCUCCUCAGACGGUGAAGGAGACAGUACAUAUCAGCAUUCCUGUCACCAAGGUGGAAACCGUGAAAGAAACCGUACACGUUAAUAUUCCGGUGACCACGGUACAGACUGUGAAGGAAACUGUGCAUGUGAGCGUUCCCGUAACGCAGAUACAAACUGUGAAGGAGACAGUACAUGUCACUAUCCCCGUCACGAAAGUCGAGACGUUAAAGGAGACGUUGAAGGAGACCGUCGCUGUGAGCGUACCCGUUACGAAGGUGGAAACUCUUAAGGAGACCUUGAAGGAGACUCUCAAGGAAACUCUCAAGGAGAGUAUUCCUGUUACGCAAUUGGAGACGGUGAAGGAGACAGUACACGUUAGUAUUCCAGUAACCAAGGUGGAAACUGAAACUGCCAAGGAGACGGUACACGUGAGCAUUCCGGUUACAGUGAAGGAGUCAGUAGCCAUCAGCGUUCCCGUGACGGUGAAGGAGAGCAUUGCUGUUACGGUCCCCAUCACCGAGGUCAAAUCGAUCCACGAGACCGUAGCUAUCACGAAGACCGAAGUAUCGCACCUGCUCGAGACGGUUGCGCUUACAAAGACGGAGGUCUUGAGCCAUCUACAGACACAGGUACUCACAGAGACGGUUCAUAUCUCUCUACCGCCACAGACAGUUAAGGAGACUGUUCAUGUCACCCAAGCCGUGACCGAAACUGUUCACGUAACCCUUUCAGCGUACACUCAGACGGUACACGAGACAGUCCACGUUACUCUACCGCCGCAUGUGAUGACUGUAUCCGAAGUUAUCCACGUCACUGUUACAGAACUGGCAGAAGCCUGCCACCAAACGGAAGUAAUCAUACCAAUUAUUCACGAAACCAUACCCCCGGUAGUCCAUGAGACUAUCGUAGUCCCGCCCAUGGCCCAUACAACAUCCGCAGCUCCUCCUAUGGUCCAUAUAACGUCCGCAGCUCCCCCUAUGGUCCACACGACAUCCAUGGCCAUGUAUCAUGUUAACUCCACGUCGGUUGCUCCUCCCAUGGUCCACGAGACUAUUAUAGUUUCUCAAGCGACGGGCCAUGUGGCACCAUCUAGCACAGGUGCGGUACCAGUCCCGCCGCCUGCAUCAUCUCUAUCAUUAGGAUACAUGAUGCCCCACCAUGCCCGGCGAUGGCAGGCGUAA
Daldinia childiae is the source of this 1725-nucleotide messenger RNA. RefSeq lists its product as uncharacterized. The record is from RefSeq and is a predicted model, not a curated record. Lineage: Eukaryota; Fungi; Ascomycota; Sordariomycetes; Xylariales; Hypoxylaceae. The transcript has a single exon. The coding region runs from base 1 to 1725 and encodes 574 amino acids.